UUGUCCGCUCGCUAAAGUUUCCCCCGCAUCAAAGGGUCUGCAGUCAACUAUCGCAGUUUUGUGAAGCUUAGACAUAACAUCAAAUAUAAUAAAAAUGCCGUGUGGUAAAAACUUUAGGAGAAGAAGGGAUUCUUCAGAUGUAGAGGAGGAUGAGACAACUGAAGAAGUCAGAUCUAAAGUAGAAGAGGCUAAAGAGCUUCAGAGUUUGCGCAGGCGACAGAACGGAGUCAGUGUGACUGCAUUGUUGGUUGGAGAGAAACUGCCACCAGAGGCUGACAUUUUUGAUGACCCAUUUAAAUUGAAGACUGGAGGGGUUGUAGACAUGAAGAAAGUCAAAGACAGAAAUAGGGACAUGACAGAAGAUGAGACAGACCUCAACUUGGGCACCUCCUUCUCUGCUGAAACCAACAGAAGAGAUGAGGAUGCUGACAUGAUGAAAUAUAUUGAGACAGAGCUGAAAAAGAAAAAGGGCUUGGUGGAGGCAGAGGAGCAAAAAGUUAAAGUGAAGAAUGCAGAGGACCAUCUGUACGAGCUGCCCGAGAACAUCCGAGUGAACUCUGCUAAAAAGACAGAGGAAAUGUUAUCCAAUCAGAUGCUGAGCGGUAUCCCCGAAGUGGACCUGGGCAUUGAUGCAAAGAUAAAGAACAUUAUACAGACCGAGGAGGCAAAAGCUAACCUUCUGGCAGAACAAAGGAACAAGAAAAAAGACCAUGGCACAUCAUUUGUACCAACAAACAUUGCUGUGAACUACGUCCAACACAAUCGCUUCUAUCAUGAGGAUGUGAAUGCACCACAGAGGCACCACAGACACAGAGAAGAACCAAAAGCAAGACCUCUGCGUGUGGGUGAUACUGAGAAACCAGGUCCAGAGGCAACGUCACCACCCAACUACCGCAAACGCCCCAACAACGAAAAGGCCACCGAUGAUUACCACUAUGAGAAAUUCAAGAAGAUGAAUCGCAGAUAUUAAAAAGAAGUGACUAGCUUUCCCAAAUGACUAUUUGAACUCCUGAGGUGUUGUUGUACUUUGUAUAUAUUAUAUUGACCUUUCUGUGUUUACUUGUGUUCAGUACAUUUGCCUUUGUCAAUUGAUAAUUUAACCUAAUUGUAGAUCAUACCAUACCAUCAUACUUAGAAUUGUCAAGCAAAUUUCACCACAAAACAUUUAAGGAAUACAAAGAAACAUUAGAGUAUCUUAUUGAGUGGUUUUUCUGCUAUGAACUGUAGCUUUUUAGUUUAAGUGUGGCUUUUGGGUUCAAGACCUCAAACAGUUUUAAUAAAAAGACAUACAAUACUGA
Messenger RNA from Betta splendens (Siamese fighting fish), 1298 nucleotides. RefSeq names its product chromosome 9 C9orf78 homolog (gene c9h9orf78). Gene Ontology annotation, cellular component: spliceosomal complex. The transcript has 9 exons. NCBI's taxonomy places the organism in Eukaryota, Metazoa, Chordata, Actinopteri, Anabantiformes, Osphronemidae. The record is from RefSeq and is a predicted model, not a curated record. The coding region runs from base 95 to 970 and encodes 291 amino acids. Gene Ontology annotation, biological process: mRNA splicing, via spliceosome.